This is a messenger RNA of Triticum turgidum subsp. durum (durum wheat), 1059 nucleotides long. NCBI's taxonomy places the organism in Eukaryota, Viridiplantae, Streptophyta, Magnoliopsida, Poales, Poaceae. The record is from the annotation of a GenBank genome assembly.
AUGGCAAUGAGGUCGAGGGGGCUGCAGCUGCGGUCGCGGCGGGAGAGCUUGCUCGUCGUCGUCGUCGGCGUGCUGCUGCUGCUGGCGACGGCGGCGCCGCGCGUCGCGGCGGCGGGGCUGAGCCGGAACUACUACGCCAAGACGUGCCCCAACGUGGAGGCGCUGGUCCGCGGCGCCGUGACCCAGAAGCUGCAGGAGACCUUCAACGCCGCGCCCGGCACCCUCCGCCUCUUCUUCCACGACUGCUUCGUCAGGGGGUGCGACGCCUCGGUGCUCAUCUCCGGGCCGGGCGACGAGCACAGCGCGGGCGCGGACACGACGCUGUCGCCGGACGCGCUGGACCUCAUCACGCGCGCCAAGGCCGCCGUGGACGCCGACGCCGGCUGCUCCAACAAGGUCUCCUGCGCCGACAUCCUCGCGCUCGCCACCCGCGACGUCGUCCAGCAGGCGGGAGGGCCGUCGUACCCGGUGGAGCUGGGGCGGCUGGACGGCAAGGUGGGCACGCGCGCCGUCGUGAAGCACAGCCUCCCCGGCGCCGGCUUCUCCCUGGACCAGCUCAACAAGCUCUUCGCCGCCAACGGCCUCACCCAGACCGACAUGAUCGCCCUCUCAGGGGGGGCACACGAUCGGGGUGACGCACUGCGACAAGUUCGUGCGGCGGCUGUACACCUUCAAGGGGGCGCGGCCGCAGUACAGCCCGCCGAUGAACCUGGCGUUCCUGCGGCAGAUGCGGGGGACGUGCCCGCUCAACUACAGCCCGGCCACGGUGGCCAUGCUGGACGCCGUCACGCCCAACAGGUUCGACAACGGCUACUACCAGACGCUGCAGCAGCAGAAGGGCCUGCUGUCGUCGGACCAGGUGCUCUUCGCCGACCGCCGCUCCCGGGCCACCGUCAACCACUUCGCGUCCAACCAGACCGCCUUCUUCGACGCCUUCGUCGCCGCUAUGGCCAAGCUCGGCCGCAUCGGGGUCAAGACCGCCGGCUCCGACGCCGAGAUCCGCCGGGUCUGCACCAAGGUCAACUAACGUGGUUGCUUAGCUCUAAGCUGCCGUGGUAG